Messenger RNA from Gadus macrocephalus (Pacific cod), 3105 nucleotides. It is a transcript of the gene cnppd1, whose product is annotated as cyclin Pas1/PHO80 domain containing 1. The record is from RefSeq and is a predicted model, not a curated record. NCBI's taxonomy places the organism in Eukaryota, Metazoa, Chordata, Actinopteri, Gadiformes, Gadidae. Bases 210 to 1673 code for a protein of 487 amino acids. Gene Ontology annotation, molecular function: cyclin-dependent protein serine/threonine kinase regulator activity; protein kinase binding. Gene Ontology annotation, biological process: regulation of cyclin-dependent protein serine/threonine kinase activity. Gene Ontology annotation, cellular component: nucleus; cyclin-dependent protein kinase holoenzyme complex. The transcript is spliced from 8 exons.
CGCCUCCCCGAGGAGGGGCGCCUCCUGCAGGCAGCUCGAGUUCCGGAACACGGCCGUCAUAACAACACCGAGAUCGGGUUGGGGGUUGAGCUAGAGUUAGCUUAGCCACAACCGAGGCCCAGGCCAAAUACAUUCGCUUUUUUAACACUUAGUUAGCUAGGUUUUUUUCCUUAAAGCUAGCUGGCUAAUGAUAAUCUGACCGAGAAAAAAUGGAUUUCCAGUCGUUAUUCAACGAUAGAGCUUUCGAGCUGUCGGACUUCCAGGACUUCACGUUUCUCCCCGGGCAUCAGAAGUGGUCUGAGCGGGUGAGGAAGCGACUGUACUACGGCCUGGACCCGGAGGUCUCACUGGAUGACCUUUCCUGCCCGGUGACAGAUAUCGCUGUGGAAUUCCUCCAGAAGUCUGCCCCCAGCCCCAUACGCAAACUACACAAGAAGUAUGCCUCCCACGUUGCCAGGGAGGCGUGCAUCUCUCCCUGCGCCAUGAUGCUGGCCCUGAUCUACAUCGAGCGACUACGACACAGAAACCCAGAGUACCUGCAAAACAUCUCCUCCUCUGACCUCUUCCUGAUCUCUAUGAUGGUGGCAAGCAAAUACCUGUACGACGAGGGCGAGGACGAGGAGGUCUUCAACGACGAGUGGGGUGCCGCCGGGAAACUGGACGUCCAAACGGUCAACGCCCUGGAAAUGGAUUUCCUCAAUGCCAUGGAAUGGAGCCUAUUCACGGAGCCCGGGGACUUGUUUGACAUCCUGAGUCGGCUGGAAACCAGCAUCGCGGAGCAGCAGGGCGUGCGGCGAGGCUGGUUCACCUACACGGACCUCUGCGUGCUGCUGGAGCAGGCGGCCUGGAGACACGCCCUCACCUCCGUCUACCAGCACGUCGCCAAGGUGUCCUGCAUGCUGGGCCUGGUGUACCUGACGGGCGUGGCCGGCCUCCUCGCCACCGACGCCGCCCUCCACCACCUCAGCCUUCCCCGUGACGCACCCCCCCCGCUGGGACCCCAGCUCGCCCCGACGCAGGACCCCUCCGCCGCCGCCGCCGCCGCGCCGCCCGCCCCCGACGCCCGCCCGCCCCCGUGCUGUUUCCCCGGCAACGAGAGCCUCGACGACCGCCCGGCGCCGGCCCCCGUGCCCACCUCGGUGCUGUGCCUCUGGGGCUCGCUGCUGGCCACGCUGGGCCACGCCCCCCCGGAACGGGACCCCCCCCCACCGCGGCUGGUCGUCCGCCGCCGCCUCGCUCUCCCGCCCCGCCUCGCACCCGGCGCCCCGGUGCGGCCGGAACGCCUCGGCCACGCCCCUCUACGACCCGCCUCCGCGUUACCCCGGCGACCGCCCGCACCACGCCAACCCCGGGCCGUGGCCCGGCUCGGUCCUCCCCGACGGGAUGUCCGCCGCCGCCGCCGCCGCCGCUAUGAACUCUGGGUCGUCUCCGCCGCCGCCGCCGCCCCUCCGCUUGGCCGCCUCCCACCCGCGGUCGCUACUGCCGCUGGACAAGGCCCGAGCCAUCCUCAUGACGGGCUAGGGCCUCGAACCCCCUGUCCUCGGUGCCAUCGCAGAGGGCAGCAUUCCAACGCACUUGGUUAUCAAAAUGGCUUGUUGGUUUUUGCGCCAUUGUCGACCCCUCCCCUCCCCCCCCCCCCCCCCACCCCCCCCACACACACUCAGUGGAAGUGAGUUUUGUAUACUUUUAAAAAAAAAAAUACACAAUCAGUUACAAUCCUGGCUCACAGCGUCGACGCAAACGUUUUGUUAAAUGAAGCAUUUAUGAAAAAAAGCAGAAGCGUUUUUUUUUUUUGCCAUAGUCGAGUUGCCACGGGGCACGGUCGGCGCUCCCACAACCCCUUCGACUCCGCUUCACGUCUCACGCACAUUUUCACUACGCAGGGUUUUGAAUUUCCUUAUUUUUGGUUUGGCUCAUCGAUACUCUGGCAUAGCCGGUUUGGGCGGAGGUUGGUGACUCUGGAUGUGUUCAUGCGGUCGGGUUUCGUUGAGUUCUUUUUGCGGCGACCAUUGUUGAGGUUGUGGGUUUUGAGUUUACGAUGCGGCCGGGCGGCAACUUGCUCGUGUUACGAGCUGGGUCCAGCUUGCGUCAAGACCGCGUGGCGAUUCUUUGGGAGCUCGGGGAGGUGAUAGCAUGUUUCUGAUGGGUUUCUUUUGAUCUACAGCAGAACAAAAAAGGUCCGGUUUGCAUCUCGAUAUACACUGUUGGAAGGAUGUUCAUUUAGUCGAAUACAGAUUAGAUUAAAUGAAUUGGUAUUUUACAAUUGAAGGGGGGGGAGGGCUACUUGAGUGUGAAGCAUGAUUCUGCCCUGUACUUGACUGAGGAAGAAGCUGGAAAAAAAGCAAGUCAAAGGGAAUUGAAGUAGGUUAGAUGGUCUUAAUACCGCCUUCCUUCUCGCAAAAGCCCGCUGUACCUCAGUGUUGCCUCUGCAAACAGUUCAACACACGCAGCAUGGAAAGGCUUACCUGCAUCUCGUUUCCCCCUCACCUCCCAUUUAUAAGCUAGCAUUUUCACCAGUGUUCGUUUGGCUUGCGUAUUUUAUUUCUGCAACUUGUUUAUGGUGUUUGAAGGGAUUUGUGUUUCUGAAGUAAGAAUACCACGUAGCUUUAACCCUUAAAAACUACCAUAAAGAGGUCUUUAACAUUUUAACAUUGAAUCGUUUGAGUUUUCAGUUCAAAAUUGGCUACUCCAACCGCUUUUUUUUUUUUUCACAGAAUUCGUGCGGCGCAGUGGCGGUAAAAUACGCAACAAUUCGAUAAACCGUUUGUUUACAUUGACAAGGAAUGACGCACGAAGUAUCCAAUAUGUUCCGUUGUCUCCGCUUCCAUCGUCUUCAAAAGCACAACUUGACUGGACACAGAUGUUUUAUGGAUAUUUGGUUGCUUUUUUUACACAAUCACAUUACUUUGUAACAACUCCGGUGCGACCAAGACAUUUCUUUCUUAAAAUCUUCAAAUGUAAAAGUCUUUGAGUUGCCGAGAGCAGCAUAAUUCGAGACAUGUUGAAGCAAGAUAUCCUUUAAUUUUGUAAACAAUGUAAGAUAUGUGAAAAAAAAUAAUCUGUAGAGAAGGCCAAACAUUAAUAAAAAAAAAACGUUUCCUAUUA